This is a messenger RNA of Venturia canescens, 3892 nucleotides long. RefSeq names its product solute carrier family 41 member 1-like. Bases 924 to 2612 code for a protein of 562 amino acids. The record is from RefSeq and is a predicted model, not a curated record. Gene Ontology annotation, biological process: monoatomic cation transport. Gene Ontology annotation, molecular function: monoatomic cation transmembrane transporter activity. NCBI's taxonomy places the organism in Eukaryota, Metazoa, Arthropoda, Insecta, Hymenoptera, Ichneumonidae. Gene Ontology annotation, cellular component: plasma membrane. The transcript has 5 exons.
UCUCGGCAUUGACCCCAUCAUCGAGCAGCAACUCCGACAGGGAGGAAUAAUAUAUCCGGCACCCCGUGAAAGUUGAAGAGCGAAUUCAUUUUCUGAAUCGUCGUUGAUAAAAAUACAUAUAUUAAAUAUAGUACGAAAGCGCGGUGCAAUCGAUUGAGAGGACUAGUACUUAUUGAUCGCGAUACGUUGCGAAUAUUUGUGCAAUCUAUCGCGUGCGCGGCACACACGUGCCGGACGGCGACAUAACACGAAAAUUCGAUAAUCACGGAGGGACGAGUCGGAGCGGCGAGGGCGCGGCGCGGUACCCGACCAACCCGCGACCUGCUUUCCCAUUUUUCUUCUCUCUCAAAAUAUUGAAAUUCUAUCUUGAUCUAACAAAUUAUAAGUAUAUAUUUCGUCGAAUGUUUUUUAUUCGCAUCGCGGGUGCGCGUGUUACAAGAGAACAUCGCAUCAACGAUUCAAAUUGUGCAAAGAUUCGCAUUUUCAAAUAAUAUAUUCCAAGGAUUCAAGGGGCAGACAGGCGCGUGUCUACGAGACUCGCGGGAGAGUAUUAAUUAGCGAACGGUGCGGAGCAAUUUCCUGUUUACGUAAAAUCUGUAACACGGAGAAACGGAGAGACGACGGAAAAUCUCGGCUUUUCUUCAUUCCUUUAAGCGGGCGCGCGUCUUGUUGUGAUUAUUAUUAUUACGCAAGCAUGAUUUUCCAGCGUCGAGUCGUAAUUUGUAAAUAACGGUGGGGAGCGACGAAACGAGAGCGACGACUGUGAGACGUUAUCGCGCUCGGAUCGGUAAUAAUAUAAUACAUAUACGCGUCGCGCGGUAAACGAUCGAAGUAAUAAAAAAAUGACGUUCGCGCGAAGACGAAUCAUUUGCAUAAAUUGAUCUCGACGGGUACGAAGCCGAUUAGUUCGGCAUGUUCGUGAGAUGUUGGAGGCUCGGAUGAAGGAAAAUCGGUCGGGGUCGGGGUCGGGAAGGAUUUCGGAUAAUGAUUCACCGCUCGGUAGUCUCGGACUCGUCGUAAACAAACAACAUUCAACGUUCAGCGUGAAAUUUAAAGAGUGUUGCGUGUGUGUUGACAGUGGGCCAUGUAAGGAAGUUUUGGUGCACAGCGGCAACCGGAACUCGUACAGGAUGACCCCGAUCGGCGGACGUUCGCGUACCGUGUCGGAGACGGGACUGGCCUCAACUCCUUUGACCUCGACUCUCUCGAGUACGGACGAUUGCCUCGAAGUUACGAUCCUGGACGAGGCCGCCGCCGCCCCCGGGGAUGCUGGACGUUUGCCGGAUGUCGUUGCGGGAAGCGGUUUCAGCGGAUGCGACGGUGGCGAGCGAGUCGAGUCUUAUUUGGCAAUAACGAUUCAGGUCUUUAUACCGUUUCUCGUUGCCGGUUUGGGAAUGGUCGGUGCCGGUCUCGUUCUCGACGAGGUUCAACAUUGGGUAGUUUUUGAAAAAGUAAACGAACUCAUGAUACUCGUACCUGCGCUGUUGGGGCUGAAGGGUAAUUUGGAGAUGACCCUGGCCUCCAGAUUGUCGACGCAAGCGAAUCUCGGACACAUGGACGCUCCCAAACAGCAAUGGUCCAUGAUCGUUGGAAACUUGGUUCUCAUACAGUGCCAGGCGAUAGUAGUUGGAUUUCUAGGCUCGGUGGUAGCCAUAGUGAUGGGAGCAUUCAGGAACGGUACGGUGUCCCUGGACCACUCGUAUCUCUUGUGCGCGAGUAGUCUGGUAACGGCCUCGUUAGCUUCGUUCGUUUUGGGCCUAAUAACAGCGGGUGUUAUCGUAUUUUCGCGUCAUUGUAACAUAAAUCCGGACAACGUGGCGACCCCGAUCGCGGCGAGUCUCGGUGAUAUAACGUCGCUCGCCCUCUUGUCCUGGAUCUCAACGAUCCUGUACGAAUCGAUAGACAAACAAGACUGGUUGGCUCCUCUCAUUAUCGCCGUUUACAUCCUCGUAACCCCUCUCUGGGUAUGGAUCGCCAAAAAAAACAAAUACACCAACGACGUACUCUAUUCAGGCUGGACACCCGUUAUGGUAGCGAUGCUCAUAAGCAGCUGCGGCGGUUUGAUACUCGAAUUUAUGGUAUCCCGGUUUGAAAAUCUCACCGUAUUUCAACCCGUCAUCAACGGGGUUGGUGGUAAUCUCGUCGCUGUACAAGCCAGCCGAAUUUCUACCGCUCUUCACAAACAGGCCGAACUCGGGACUCUUCUCAUACCACCGGGGCACACGCAUCCGGUCAUCUUCAUCACUCCGAUCGCCAAUUUCUUUGGCAAAGGCUUACACGCGAGGACUACGCGCGUCCUCAUGGCGAUGGUUAUACCCGGCCACAUAAUAUUUAUAUACAUGAUUAAAUACAUGAAAGACGGAGAUACCGCGUUGACGCCGCUCUUCGUUUUCGUUUAUCUAUGCGCGGCGAUGCUCCAAGUCGCGGCGUUACUCUACAUCGCCUACAUCAUGAUACACUGGAUGUGGAAGCGCAAAAUUGAUCCUGACAAUUCCGCCAUUCCAUAUUUGACCGCGAUGGGUGAUCUUCUUGGUAUAAGUUUGUUGGCUAUAGCUUUUCAAUUUUUAUAUCUCGUCGGUGAUCAGGAUUACGAUGAUCCUGUUAAUCCCUAGGCCGAUAAACCCUCCCGCCGCCUGCCUGCCUGCUCUUCCAUCAUUGCGCCGCACUUUGCAUCCUCCUCCUUGAAACCGCCUCCUUUAUUUCUUGUCACAAAUGCCACGAAUGCCACGAAUGCCACGAAUGCCACGAAUAUAACGAACCUUGAUAAAACAUCACCGGCAGAAUAAUUAUUACCGACUACUUUUCUUUCGUUUCGUAUCCAAGGAAUAAAAAAAUUUGUUCCUUUCGACCGGACGAGAGAACGUUCAAUUCGGCUGCGCCAAUAAUGUACAGAAAAUAUAUUUUUUCGACGAGAGAUUGUUAUUAUAUAUCGAAACGUGUGUAUGUACUAUAUUGUAUUUAUACGCGCGACGACGCGCCCACGAAUAUGAAGGAUCGUCGAGGAGGACUCAUAUUUGGCCUAUCGACGAAGAAAGAUAAGAAAAGUACCGCGCGGAAUAAAGGAAAUUAUGACAAGCCCUGUUAAAUUCAUAUUCCUUUUGGCCUUGUAAACCGUUUGACCGGAUGACAAAAUGUACAUUUCGAUGGUCGAUCAAGACGUAAGAAGCUUCAUUCGUGUAUAUAGUGAGAGAACAAAAAAAAAUAUAUAUAUAAAUAAAUAACGAGGCUGCUUUGUUACCGAUAUUCCCUCGAUACGCGCGCGAAAUACGUUGAAAGAAAAAAUUACGCUUACACUUACGAGAAAAAGGGCAUUUGAAAAAUCACGAAUAUGGUCAGCAGCAGCUUCUGCUACCUUGAACGAUGAACAACUGGCAAUUUUUUCGCGAAGGCAACGAGUUCCCUAUAGCACGUAAUUUAUUUUAAAAAUUAGUCAGAGAAAGCUUCGUGUCUCCUCCCCCCAUCCCAUCCUAUCCUGUAAUUCAACGAGAAAAUGCAUAAUCUCACGUUUGACAGGAAAAAGGAGAAUGAGAAUAUUUUCUACGUUUAUCAGAUAGAUGAAGAACAAUAUUUUUCAAAUUUUAGAUAGGCAAAAAAAUGUUAUCAGCGCCGAGCCGUGUACCGGGAACGAUAACGAAAUGAAGAAUAUGUUAUCCUUUCCUCAGACAAGAAUCCUUAAAACUUUAUUCGACGUCGAAUUGGUCAUGAGCCAAGAAAGAUAUAAGUGAGAGACGCGCACCAACGGUCGGCCACAAAAAUCAUAUAGUCACAAAACUCUAUUUUUUCUUAUAAAAUCUACAUAGAGAAUGCGAAUGAUUUAGCGUUCGCCCGAAUUGUAUAUAUGUAACGUCGACGAAAGAAUAAAUACACGCUUUAAUCGCGUCAAGAGCGAGUA